Molecule: messenger RNA, 1144 nt
Organism: Helianthus annuus (common sunflower)
Lineage: Eukaryota; Viridiplantae; Streptophyta; Magnoliopsida; Asterales; Asteraceae
Product: calmodulin-like protein 3
Exons: 1
Coding region: 102-866 (254 amino acids)
Molecular function (GO): calcium ion binding
Source: RefSeq, a predicted model, not a curated record
ACACACUUCUCAUCAUCUUCUAUUCAUCCACAAACACACAAACACAAACCUGUUUCAUUGCACCUUCCUCUUCUUCUUCUUCACUAGUUCACUCCAUUCACAUGGCUAUAUUAACCACUCUUUUUCUUGUUUUUCUUUUCAUAAUUGGCCUUAUUUCCACUCUUUAUCAUAUACCCACAAAAAAAAUUGCCACUUUAUUUGGAUUCCAAUCUCCAAGCAAUCAAGAUUCACUCAAGAACCAAACCAUAGAAAAACACAACAACAACAACAACAACAACAACAACAACAACAACAACAACGACAACGACAACGACGACGACAAGAUGGUGAUGAACAAGAGGAGGAAUCAAUAUUCGGAUUCAAGCGAAAGAAAAGCCGAACUAAAGAGUGUUUUCGCCACUUUUGACAAGAACAAAGAUGGGUUCAUCACAAAACAAGAGUUAUCUGACUCACUAAAGAACAUUGGGGUGUCAACAAGUAAUAAAGACUUGUUGGAAAUGGUUCAAAGGGUGGAUGUUAACGGCGAUGGAUUGAUCGAUUUCGACGAGUUUUGUGAGCUUUUUGAGUCCAUGAUGAGUGAAGAAGAUGAAGAUGGAAACAAGGGGGGUAGUGGUGAUGGAAGUUUUGAUCAUGGAGAUGGUGAUUUGAAAGAUGCUUUUGAUGUGUUUGAUGGGGAUAAAAAUGGGCUUAUAAGUGUUGAAGAGUUGGGAUUGGUUUUGGAUUCAUUGGGGUUUAAGGAAGGUAAGAAGUUGGAGGAUUGUAAGAAGAUGAUUAGCAAAGUCGAUACCGAUGGUGAUGGUAUGAUCAAUUUUCAAGAAUUCAAGAAGAUGAUGAAGAAUGGUGUUAAUCUUAUUCCGGUCUCUUGAUUCGUGUUAUGUCUAGCAAAAGAGGAAAAAUCUUUGGGUUUUUUCGCGCUUAUGGCAACACGCGUUGUAUCGCGAUAACAAACACUUAAGAUUUAGGUAUUUGAAGCAGGGGAAUGUAUAUAGUGUAGUAUUUGACUUGAUCUUUACAUGUGUUUGGUGAUUAAAAUGUAAUGGUAAUUUAGUACUAGUGUUAGUUUUUAUUGUAUGUAGUAUUUGACUUGAUCUUUGUUGUAUGUAGUUGAACAAGUUAAAUGGGUUUUCAUUUUGUUAUAUGGAUU